UUUUGGCUGUUUAGCAGACAGAGUAAUAAAGUCACAGCAAGAGCAGCAGCUGACGCUGAAGCAGGGGCUUGCUAUGUGGUCCAGGUUGGCCUUGAACUCAGGGGCGAUCCUCUUGCCUCAGCCUCCUGAGUGCUGGGAUGACAGGCUGGGGCACCACGCCCAGCUCACUCACGUGUACUGAUCAGGCUCAGUAUCCCAGGUGCUACGGAAGUGGAAGUGUCGCAGGCUCCUUAUCCACCACACAACCACACUUCAUCUUCAUUCCCAUUUCACAGCCUGGAGGCAAAGGGAAGCGGCUGCCUGAGGUGUACUGCAUCGUGAGCCGCCUGGGCAGCUUCAGCCUUCUUCUCAAAGUUGCAGGUGGCUGGUUCAGAACGGGGAAUGGGCCGUUCCUGCCAUCACAGGCCCCCUCUUCGUCCUCACCUUCUUCAGUCUCAUCUCACUCAACUUCUCAGACCCGGGUACCUUACAUCAAGGCUCCCUGAAGGAGGAUCCCAUGUUGGUCCACGUGGUGUGGGUGAACCACAGGGCCUUCUGCCUGCGGUGGUGCCCAAGCUGCUGCUUUCACCGCCCACCUCGGACUCACCACUGCCCCUGGUGCAACAUCUGUGUGGAGGACUUUGACCACCAUUGCAAGUGGGUCAAUAACUGCAUUGGUCACCGCAACUUCCGCUGCUUCAUGCUGCUCAUCGUGUCCCUGUUCCUCUACUCCAGCGCCCUGCUGGUUAUCUCUCUGGUGUUCUUGACGCGCACCAGCCACCUGCCCUUCAACCUGGACAAGGCCAUGGCCCUGGUGGUGGCGGUCCCCGCCGCCGGCUUCCUGCUGCCGCUCUUGCUGCUGCUGGUGAGCCAGGUCCUGUCGGUGAGCACGGCUGAGCGCUCCUGCAAAGGCCAGUGCAGAGACCUUCAGGGAUACAACCCGUUCGACCAGGGCUGCACCAGGAACUGGUACCUGGCACUCUGUGUACCGCUGGGAUCCCCGUACAUGUCUGACGCUGUCUGGCUGCAGAGACCAGUGGGGCCCAAGGGGCCGCCCGUGCCAGCGCCGAGCCCCCCUGCUGUGCCCCUGCACUCACUGUCACCCACCCUGUCUGGGGAAGGGGGUGCUCUCCAGGAGGUCACUUUUCCUGGUCCCUCAUCCGUGGAAUGGGAGGGUGGCACCAGGGGCUGCAUGGCUCCUUCCAGCCCAGCCGUUCCCUUGGAGUUCAGACCAGGGCUGGAUGAAGUUUCAUCGGUACUGUGGGGGUGCCCCCCUGCAGGCCUUGCCAGCCAAGCCUCAGUAAACCACAGCCCAGUCCCUCCUGGCUCCCAGCAGGAGGAAGCAGCUCCUCCCACAAGCCCCCAGCCAGACCAGCAGUGCUCUGAUCUCAAAUUAGCAUCAGCCUCUUAUCUCUGCCCACUUUGAAUGGCGCAAAGCCUGCCUUUCAGCUGCAGCCUUGUGACCGACUGUGAACUGAGGGCUCUGGGUGGAGAUACAGUGCAGCCUGCACAGCCUCAUGGCCUGAGGCUCAGUGGGGGAAGGAGGGGACCAAUGGACAAGCUGUGGCCUGGACACAGCUGAUCAGAAAAUAUGAUGAGUGCUCACAUUCAAAAUCUUUAUUACAGUAAAAGACACAUUGCAACGAAUCCCCCU
This is a messenger RNA of Heterocephalus glaber (naked mole-rat), 1633 nucleotides long. RefSeq names its product zDHHC palmitoyltransferase 19 (gene Zdhhc19). Gene Ontology annotation, biological process: peptidyl-L-cysteine S-palmitoylation; protein targeting to membrane. Gene Ontology annotation, cellular component: endoplasmic reticulum; Golgi apparatus. The record is from RefSeq and is a predicted model, not a curated record. Gene Ontology annotation, molecular function: protein-cysteine S-palmitoyltransferase activity. NCBI's taxonomy places the organism in Eukaryota, Metazoa, Chordata, Mammalia, Rodentia, Bathyergidae.